Molecule: messenger RNA, 2132 nt
Organism: Corythoichthys intestinalis (scribbled pipefish)
Lineage: Eukaryota; Metazoa; Chordata; Actinopteri; Syngnathiformes; Syngnathidae
Gene: n4bp2l2
Product: NEDD4 binding protein 2-like 2
Exons: 5
Coding region: 139-1137 (332 amino acids)
Biological process (GO): negative regulation of transcription by RNA polymerase II
Cellular component (GO): nucleus
Molecular function (GO): transcription corepressor activity
Source: RefSeq, a predicted model, not a curated record
AGCCAACACGUUCAUGAUGUCACAUCCGUAAACAAUAUCCCCGAGUUAGCUUUAGCAAUGUGUAAUCCGUUCGUCUCCAAUUUUUAUCGUUUCAUUUAACCACAUAACCCACAGUACACGAUAGUUUACAAUUCAAGGAUGUCUCAAGGCGCUACUUCAUCCGUCCAAAGCUCGACCGAUGAGGAACCAAGUACUGAAUCUGUCAAAAUGGAGGCUACAGAAGAUGUCCAACGCGUUUUAAAGGAAGUGGGACUCACCAGCGCCACCUUCAUCGGUCCCACAUUUCCCCCGGAAAAGAAGCUCGAUGACUCCCUGAACGACUUCUACAAAGAGCUGCGAGAUCUUGACAACCGGGCUCCAAAGGAACGGGACCAACCUCAAACAUCAGUGAGCGAUCUUCUAGAAAACCCUUCCCGGGAAGCGAACGUUGAAAAAUCUCCCACGGAGGGCAGAAGCAGACCUCCGGAAAAACACCCGCCUCGCCCUCGCUGGUACGGAAACAAGCCGUAUUCCACUCAAAGGCCCGACACGCCCCCUUCUCGGAAUCAUCGUUAUCCACCUCCGGCCUUCCGCCCGCCGCCAGAUCCCGGAUGGCGCAACAGAUUCUGGCAGCCCCGUUCUUACCCAAAUCUGCGCCAUUUACCUCCACCUGGCCACACAAAUGCCAUCAGAUUUCCGCCGUUGCCAUCGGCCCCUCAUUAUUAUCAUCCAAACUGGGAAGACCUCGGUGCCCGGUGGUGUCGGGAAGCGCCGCAGGACCGGCAUUUCAAUGACGGGUCUUCACCUUAUGUGCUCGUCCUCAUGAGAGGCCUUCCGGGCUCGGGGAAAACAACAAUGGCGAGGUCACUGCUGGCCGGGGGUCCCGGCGGCCUCAUCUUAAGUACCGACGACUACUUCGCCCAUCGCGACGGCUACCGCUACGAGCCGAGCCUUCUCGGAGAGGCGCACGAGUGGAAUCAUAAAAGAGCUCGAGAAGCCAUGCGCGCCGGCCGCUCUCCCGUCAUCAUCGACAACACCAACCUGCAGGCCUGGGAGAUGAAGCCUUACGUCCAAAUGGCCUUGCAAAAGGGAUACCGAGUGGAUUUUUGUGAACCAAACACCAGCUGGAAGUAUGAUCCCUUGGAGCUAGAGAAGUAACUUUUUUCAAAAAUGAUUUUCAAUUGAUUUGUUUGUUUGUCCAAGAACAACUUGAGUUGCCUGAAAAAAAUACAGCAAAGCUGACAUUUUGCUUUUCACUGACUAAUUUAGCAGACAUUUGGAAAAAGUGACAGUUGGGAAAAAAAAAAUCAGUCCCUCAAACCAGCUUUACCUAGCAACUUCAAAUUUGGUAGACAUGUCAAUCAUGAGUAGGUCUACAAAAAAAAGUCUCCAGAGGCCAUGCUUCAAAAGACACUGUCAGUUUGGCAAUUUUGGCUUAAAGCGGCCAUUUUUUGGCCGAUAGUGAUGAUUCACCCUUUUAAAAAAAUAUCCCCCAAUGACAGUUUUACCUUGCAACAUGAAAUUUGGUAGACGUGUCAAUCAUGAGUCGACCCGCAAAAAAAAGUCUUAAAUGUACAGGGAAUCUUCCAUUUUUGGUUUAAAGUGGCCAUUUUAUGGGCGAUUUGGCCAAGUUUGAUGACCCCCCCCAUAAAAAAAAAAAAAAUCUGACCCUGAAGACCGUUUUACCUAGCAACAUGAAAUUUGGUAGACGUGUCAAUCAUGAGAAGUCUCAAGAAGCCAUGCCUGAAAUUGUACAGGGAGUCUGCCAUUUUUGGUUUAAUGUGGCCAUUUAAGGGCAAGUUUGACUCAAAAAAUUCAGCUGCUGACGACAGUUUUACCUAGUAACAUACAAUUUGGAUAGACAUGUCAAUCCUGAGUAGACCCACAAAAAAAUCUCAAGAAGCGAUGCCCAAAGAGAUACAGGCCAUUUUGAUUUGAAUCGGCUAAUGAGUCUACUCUCCGCCAAGGGGACUUUCAACAAAAUGUUUUUAUUUUCCCCAAAUGACAGGAGGAACAAGCACGGCGUGCCUCAGGAGAAGAUCGCCAAAAUGCUAGAUCGCUUUUCUUAUCCCAUCUCGGUCGAUGCGGUGUUACGUUCCGAAGAGCCGCAACACGUCCACCAGAGGCACCGAACGGAGGCGAGGAAAGACCUG